Messenger RNA from Phytomonas sp. Hart1, 2034 nucleotides. Lineage: Eukaryota; Euglenozoa; Kinetoplastea; Trypanosomatida; Trypanosomatidae. The record is from the annotation of a GenBank genome assembly.
AUGACGGAUGCAAGCGAAAUUGCCGCACUCAUGGCUUCCGAAGGCGAUUAUGAGAAGAAGAUUUCAUGGUUAAAAAGAGCCAUUGUUAGCGUAACCAAGCAAAAACAAGAAAUCGAAGCACAAAAAAACCAACUGCAAAAAGACCUUCUUGUCUCUCAAAAGGAAGGUGACCAACUAAAGGAGGAAAAUCUUAAGUUGCAUAAAAGAGUUUCAGAACUCGAGAGUGAGUUUGAUCAGGAACGAAAGAAGGGUUCAUUUGGGAAAACUAUGCUAAAAGGGCUUUCAUUGUUGGUAUCGAAGAAUCAGACUGGUGUUGCUGACCCCGAGCGUGCAGAGCAGCGUGUCAAAGGGGGCGAUGAAAAGCGAGCACUUGAUUUAAGUAGUGCAGAUGUGGAGCACAUUAUCAAACAAAAUGAAGAUCUUAUGAUUCAAAUCUAUGACAUCAAAAAUGAAUAUGAUGAAUUAAAAAAAUCAUUUCAAAAAAAUCUCAAACAACAUCAAGCGGAGGUCACUUCAAUAACGCAUAAGACCGAGGACCUAUCCAGUCUUUUAAAGGAGGUCACUAGCGCAUGCGACACUCUCAAUUCCGAUUGCUCUCGCCUCAAGGCUAUCGUUCACUUUUGUCGUAACUUCUUUUCACUUAUCUCUCUGCCUCAGACUUCUUCGUUCCUCAGUACAGAGACUUCGGUCGGAGGUGAUGACACCCUUCACCAGCAGUCAUUGCAUCAACGUGCGCUUUAUUUUAAGAUAUCAUUUCCAGGAUGUGGGGACUCCCCUAGCAACUUGUUGCCGGCCGAUGUCGAGGAGGAGUUGGUUUGCCACACUAUACAAAAUGCCUGUAGUCGCCUUAGCACGUUAAUAGGUGGAGUUUCCGUCCUCAUUAUCACCCUUCGCGACACCCUACCACAGUCCCAGCGCACCACUGUUGCCAACUUGCGCUUCUCGGAGCAUCGCUUGACUACGCUGCUUGAGGCGAAUAAUUCUGUGAAGGAUCGUUUGUUACAUCUAAUAAAGAAUUUUGAGGAGUUUGUUUUAACAAGCUCUGAUAAGGAUGAGACCACCCUGACGGAUUCUGUUACAACGUUGCUGUCCAACCAGCGUGAGCUUCUUCAGGGGGUUUGCAGUUGGGUAACGAUGAUCCAGAAUCAUCUACCUUUACUUGUGAAUGGUUGCACUACUUACUUACCACAAGACCACAAGUACCGCGUUCACAAAUCAGCCUCAAACGCGGAUGUGUGCGAGGUGGAUGAGCGGGAUGUCUUUGUGGACAUGGUGGUUGAAAAUGCUAAUAAGAUCUUGAGCUGGAUUCGAGGUUGCCUGGAAGGGAUGGAGCUGUUGCUUUUGGAACCAGCAGAAAGAAUAUUAUCAGCUGUAGUUCAGCAACACAGUGAGACGUCCGUGCUAUUUAGUUCAUCUCGAAAGGAGCAGCUGGAAUGGCUUAUAGCAUAUCAGCAAGUAUGGUGGGAGGGUAGCACGGCUUUGCCGGAAUUUGUGAGGGACGCUCUUUCCAUGGUUUCUGCACUUGAGGAUAUGGCUGAGGCAUGCGCUGUAGCGCAGGUUCGCGACGCUAUAAAAUAUAUAGUAUCAAGUUUACAGCUUUUAUCAGGUGUAAAUAGUGGAGGUCGAUACUUGACUCACAAUAAAAUCAGUGUCGGGACGCUUGAGGAUAGACGCUGCGUCAGGGUACAUGAUGUUGACGAAAAGGAUGAACCAUCUCUACUGCAGUGCUCUCGAGAGUUGAACCCUGAUUCUCAAUAUACUGAUCAGUCUGAGCUUUUGCAUGGACUUGAGGCUGCGGAUCGCGCCGCGGUGUGCUAUUAUACUCAAAUGAAUGCUGUUAUGAUCGAGCUCGCCAAGAAGGAGGACAUCAUUUGGGGUCUCCAAGAAGGACUACAAGAGGCAUCUGUGCGGUUGGGCCAACAGCAAGUUGAAACAGACCGGAUGCAGGCUGCGCUUCAGGAACAAAUCGAGGUCCUUUCUGAUCAAUUAGUAUUCGCUAAUACUUCUGCCUUGCUUGAUACUCCACAAAAUUAG